Messenger RNA from Pieris brassicae (large cabbage white), 885 nucleotides. Its product is annotated as elongation of very long chain fatty acids protein 4-like. Gene Ontology annotation, biological process: very long-chain fatty acid biosynthetic process; fatty acid elongation, saturated fatty acid; fatty acid elongation, monounsaturated fatty acid. The transcript is spliced from 6 exons. Lineage: Eukaryota; Metazoa; Arthropoda; Insecta; Lepidoptera; Pieridae. Gene Ontology annotation, cellular component: endoplasmic reticulum membrane. The record is from RefSeq and is a predicted model, not a curated record. Gene Ontology annotation, molecular function: fatty acid elongase activity. The coding region runs from base 1 to 885 and encodes 294 amino acids.
AUGAUGGCGCUUUUAGUGAAUUCAACGCAAAAUGUACUUCGAGAUACGUACGAUUAUUAUUUGUGGACUCUGUCACUUUCUGACAAACGUACAGUUGGUUGGCCGCUAGUCGAUUCACCUAUGCCUACAGCUGUUUAUACAUUAUUAUAUCUAUUUAUUGUUUGGAUUGGACCUAAAAUCAUGAAGAACAGACGACCAUUCCAGUUGACCUGGUUAUUAGUGCCCUACAACUUGGCAAUGGCUGCAUUGAACGCAUAUAUUGCGUUACGGCUUCUAACGGCGUCGUUUAGGCUUCGUUACAGCUAUAUAUGUGAACCUUGUCGGCAACGAUACGACCCGGAUGAAUUACAAAUUGCAGAUGCGGUUUGGUGGUAUUACUUCUCGAAACUUCUAGAGUUUUGUGACACAUUCUUCUUCAUUCUAAGAAAGAAAGACGAACAACUGACAUUCCUCCACGUUUAUCAUCAUUCUACUAUGUUCUCUUUCUGGUGGAUUGGUAUCAAAUGGGUGCCGAGUGGAUCCACGUUCCUGCCAGCGAUGGUAAAUAGUGGUAUACAUGUCCUGAUGUAUACCUACUACGGCCUCUCUGUAUUCGGGCCAGCCGUGACCCAAUAUCUCUGGUGGAAGAAAUAUCUGACUAUCUUACAGUUGAUCCAAUUCACUUGCGCUCUUAUCCUUGGAAUCAAUGGCAUCAGAACAGGCUGCGAAUUUCCCUUGUGGAUGCACUAUGUCCUCAUCAUCUACAUGAUAUCAUUCAUCGUACUUUUUGGAAACUUCUACAUGAAGGCAUACAUUGCUAAGGGAAGCAAAUGUAUGGAAGUAAGAUACGGUCAAUGCUUAGACGACGAAGAAACUAUUGAAAAAAGAAAAUUAAAGAACAACUAA